CGGCUCGGCCUGGGCGCAGGCGGCUGGGCAGGGGGCGCUGGCCCCGGGGCCGCGCGUGCGCCGCCACCAACCUGGGGCUGUCAGUGGAGGGCGAGUGCUGGCUCCCAGGGGAGGCCACACCCUUUGGGGCCAACGGGCCGCGCGCCGAAGCAGCCAUGGGAGCGACUCACCCCUUUUCCAGCCCUGGGGCGGGCCUGGGGUCGGGGUCGGGGCUGGUGGGGCCCCCGCCCCCUCCUCCUGGCCUGCCCCUUUCCUGGGGCGCGAUGAUGGCAGCUUUGUACCCGGGCAGCGACCUCUCGGGCGCCUCCUCUUCCUCCCUGCCUUCUUCCCCAUCCUCGUCUUCGCCGCGGAGCGAGGUGAUGGCGCUAAAGGAUGUGCGGGAGGUGAAGGAGGAGAACACCCUAAAUGAGAAGCUUUUCUUGCUGGCGUGCGACAAGGGUGACUAUUAUAUGGUUAAAAAGAUUUUGGAGGAAAACAAUUCAGGUGAUUUGAACAUAAAUUGCAUAGAUGUGCUUGGGAGAAAUGCUGUCACCAUUACUAUUGAAAACGAAAACUUGGAUAUACUGCAGCUUCUUUUGGACUACGGUUGUCAGUCCACAGAUGCACUUUUGGUGGCAAUCGACUCUGAAGUAGUGGGAGCUGUUGAUAUACUACUUAAUCAUCGACCAAAACGAUCAUCAAGACCAAGUAUAGUAAAACUAAUGGAGCGAAUUCAGAAUCCUGAGUAUUCGACAACUAUGGACAUUGCGCCUGUCAUUUUAGCUGCUCACCGGAACAACUAUGAAAUUCUGACCAUGCUGUUAAAACAGGAUGUGUCUCUGCCCAAGCCCCAUGCGGUUGGCUGUGAGUGCACUCUAUGUUCUGCAAAAAACAAAAAGGACAGCCUCCGACAUUCCAGGUUUCGUCUUGAUAUAUAUCGUUGUUUGGCCAGUCCAGCUCUAAUAAUGUUAACAGAGGAGGAUCCCAUACUGAGAGCAUUUGAACUUAGUGCUGAUUUAAAAGAACUAAGCCUUGUGGAGGUGGAAUUCAGGAGUGAUUAUGAGGAACUAGCCCGGCAGUGUAAAAUGUUUGCUAAAGAUUUGCUUGCACAAGCCCGGAAUUCACGUGAAUUGGAAGUCAUUCUAAACCAUACAUCUAGUGAUGAGCCCCUGGACAAACGGGGAUUACUAGAAGAAAGAAUGAAUUUGAGUCGUCUCAAGCUUGCUAUCAAAUAUAACCAAAAGGAGUUUGUUUCCCAGUCUAACUGCCAGCAGUUCCUGAACACUGUUUGGUUUGGACAGAUGUCAGGUUACCGACGGAAGCCCACCUGUAAGAAGAUAAUAACUGUUUUAACAGUUGGCAUCUUUUGGCCAGUGUUGUCACUGUGCUAUUUGAUAGCUCCCAAGUCUCAGUUUGGCAGAAUCAUUCAUACACCUUUUAUGAAAUUUAUUAUCCAUGGAGCAUCAUAUUUCACAUUCCUGCUGUUACUAAACCUAUACUCUCUUGUCUACAAUGAGGAUAAGAAAAACACAAUGGGGCCAGCCCUCGAAAGAAUAGACUAUCUUCUCAUACUGUGGAUUAUUGGGAUGAUUUGGUCAGACAUUAAAAGACUCUGGUAUGAAGGGCUGGAAAACUUUCUAGAGGAAUCUCGUAAUCAGCUCAGUUUUGUCAUGACUUCACUGUAUUUGGCGACCUUUGCCCUCAAAGUGGUUGCUCACAACAAGGUGACUGUUAACUAUGUCAGUUGGAGGCACAAAUGGAGUUUAUUCAGGAAAAACCUGAGGUUUGGGAACCGAACUCAGACUUGUUUUGGCUCAAAUCUGUAUCUGUUUCAUGACUUUGCUGAUCGGAAGGACUGGGAUGCAUUCCAUCCUACGCUGGUGGCAGAAGGGCUUUUUGCAUUUGCAAAUGUUCUGAGUUAUCUUCGUCUUUUUUUUAUGUAUACAACAAGUUCUAUCUUGGGUCCAUUACAGAUUUCAAUGGGACAGAUGCUACAAGAUUUUGGAAAGUUUCUUGGGAUGUUCCUUCUUGUUUUGUUUUCUUUCACAAUUGGAUUGACACAACUGUAUGAUAAAGGCUAUACGCCAAAGGAACAGAAGGACUGUGUAGGCAUCUUCUGUGAACAGCAAAGCAAUGAUACCUUCCACUCGUUCAUUGGCACUUGCUUUGCUUUGUUCUGGUAUAUUUUCUCCUUAGCACACGUGGCAAUCUUUGUCACGAGAUUCAGCUAUGGAGAAGAGCUGCAGUCCUUUGUGGGAGCCGUUAUCGUUGGGACUUACAACGUGGUGGUUGUGAUUGUACUCACCAAGCUGCUGGUGGCCAUGCUGCACAAAAGCUUUCAGCUGAUAGCAAAUCACGAAGACAAAGAAUGGAAGUUUGCUCGAGCCAAGUUGUGGCUUAGCUACUUUGAUGACAAAUGUACUUUACCGCCCCCUUUCAACAUCGUUCCCUCACCAAAGACAGUUUGCUAUAUGAUCAGUAGCCUCAGCAAAUGGAUUUGCUCUCAUACAUCCAAAGGCAAGGUUAAACGGCAAAACAGUUUAAAGGAAUGGAGAAAUUUGAAACAAAAGAGAGAUGAAAACUACCAAAAAGUGAUGUGCUGCUUAGUGCAUCGUUACCUGACUUCUAUGAGGCAGAAGAUGCAAAGUACAGAUCAGGCAACUGUGGAAAAUCUAAAUGAACUGCGCCAAGAUCUGUCAAAAUUCCGAAAUGAAAUAAGAGAUUUACUUGGCUUUCGGACUUCUAAAUAUGCUAUGUUUUAUCCAAGAAAUUAACCAUUUUCUAAAUCAUGUAGAAAAUAAUUAUCAAUAAUGAAUAUGAAAAACUGUGUUUGCAUAACUUGCAAUUCAAUAAGAUAUAUAUUGAACUAAACAAUUAUGUAAAAGCCAUUCUUUAAAAUAUAAAGCAUAAAUAUAUGUUAUGUAAAAUAUGUAUAUAGAAUUAGUUUUUUAAAAACCCUCUGUUAGUGGCUUUUUGUAGGAGCAAAACAGGUUAAGGACAGAGUAAGCAUGCUACUUGGUUUUCUUAUUUGAGCAAUGAACUAAAAUAUUUUCUCUUUAUAUUUAAAAAGGGCAGUUAUAAUUGUACAGAUUGCCAAAGUUCGAUAAUGAAGAUCAGCAAAUGUGGGCUGAUCUCUGUCCAUAUAGGAUAAUUUUAAAUCAUAGAAGUCAUAGUUUUUUAGAUCUCUGUUUUAGGACUUCACAUAUAAUUCAGUAUUUAUUGUUUAGGAGUAUAGUUUUGUCUAAAAUAAUAAUCUAUUUUUUUCUUAUCUUGUUAUAAUCCUAAGCAACAAAGAAACAACCUUAAUGGAUAUUUGAAUCUAUUCAUGUCUCUGUAAAUUUAAAUUCACUUCAGUUUUGUUAUUGUAAUAUACCGGGGGUGCCAAAAAAAUGUAUACACAUUUUAAAAGAUGUUACCUAUGUAUUAUUUUUCGAAGUUGAAUUGAAUUGUGGUAGCAAUGUGUAGUAUGAUGUUUGCUCAAAAGAUGGC
Messenger RNA from Rhinolophus ferrumequinum (greater horseshoe bat), 3468 nucleotides. It is a transcript of the gene TRPC1, whose product is annotated as transient receptor potential cation channel subfamily C member 1. The record is from RefSeq and is a predicted model, not a curated record. Gene Ontology annotation, molecular function: inositol 1,4,5 trisphosphate binding; store-operated calcium channel activity; protein binding. Gene Ontology annotation, cellular component: membrane; cation channel complex. Lineage: Eukaryota; Metazoa; Chordata; Mammalia; Chiroptera; Rhinolophidae. Gene Ontology annotation, biological process: calcium ion transmembrane transport; manganese ion transport; regulation of cytosolic calcium ion concentration. The transcript is spliced from 13 exons. The coding region runs from base 156 to 2753 and encodes 865 amino acids.